GGCGAGCGCUGUGAUCCACCACCGCGGCACUGCAUCGUGGAUAUCUGUGGUACUCUAUCUCUCUUAAUCUUACUACGUAUUAUUCUCUGUAACAAGUAAGACGGCCUCCAACGCGCGCCUGUCCAUCCUGCGCCGGCCCCUGUGUGCGGCGAUGUCCAGACAGAAAAAAUGACAACAGAGAGAGUUGUUUUAAUUUCAGUGCUUGAAAGAGAGAAAACCCGCUUUGGUCUCAAAAUUGGGUUUUAUGCUUUUGAUGAAGGCUUAUUCUGACCGUAUAAUUAUUCGGUUCGUGGCCGGAUCGGUUCUACACAUAUACACCAAAAUCCAAAUCUUGGGUUGCUGUGGAGCCUUUGUCUUCAUCAGGCAUCUCUGGGAUGCCACUUCAUGUUCUGUGGGGGCAGGGUUUUAUGUUGGACAAAGCUCAUUUUGUCCAUCUUGGCAACAAUCUUGUGCUUCCCACCUACAGUUUAGUGUGCUACAAUGUACAACAAGGUUGUCAGUAUCCUCUGGUGGAUUUAGUGAGGGAGGAAUUGCUUCCUUUAUCCCUACCGUUUCCUUAUCUCGAAUUGGUUGAUGUUGGGGGUGGUGAACUCGCUCUUUUGUAUACCGAUUAUGAUGACUUUGGAACACACUCUUGUGGCUAUUAUUGCUGUAGGUUUACUGUUAACUUAGAUAGGGCGAGUGCUGGACUCGAUUGUUGUUCUGUGAUUUCCACCAGAUGUAUUGGUCCCAAGUUGACAUUCAGAGGCGCUCUUGCUCUGUGCGUGCCUUCUAAUGCGCUCCAGUUUUCCUAGUUCACUUUUCCUGUUUUUUAUACACUAUUUGAUUGAUUUCACUGCAUGUAUUCAGCUUGCAAAUUUGGCAACAUGUUUGCCACUGUUUUCUCUGAACAUCUUGCUGGUUAUUUUAUGUUUUCAUUUUCUGGUUUUACUUGCCUCAUUGGGUUUUUCUUUUCUGUUUUGCUCCCCCCCCCCUCCCCUGGCAGGCCAAAGCAAGUUCUUGAAGCAAGAGACAGAGUGGGCACAUCAGCAGAGAGGACUGGGUUUGUUAUAAAAGCAGAGGGGACUGGGUUUGUUUUAGAACUGUUUUAGAACUCUCUUGAAACCUGCAAGUAAUCCAACCUACUGGGGAAGAGAGAGAGUCAGAGCAGAGGAACUCUUGGUAACACUUUCUUCAUACCUGCAACAAUGUGUGACUGUUGCAGAUUAAUGUUUAUGAAUAUAAUAAUCUCUUCUAUGUAUAUGAUGAAGAUUUCAUAUACUCUGUCUCUUUUUGCUGUAACUUUCUUCCUUGUUGAAAACAGUCAAUUAUGCCCUUCUGCCUAUCUCAGGGGGGGGAAAUAUUAUGGGUGGACUUAGGCCUUGUUUGGGAACAACGUUUUCGAUUAGCGUUAGCGUUUUGGAUAAAACGUUUACUCUAUGUUUGGUUCAAGGAUUUUGAAGGAAAAGAAAAAAACGAUUUUCUCUCAUUUUCCUCACCAAAAUGGGAGGAAUUUGGUUUUCCCUCCAUUUAGUACAUUUGUCUUCUCAUUUUCUUUUCCUUCCACUUUUCCUCUCCAACCAAACAUGAAAAACAGUUUUCCACUCCAUUUUCUUUUCUUUUCCCAUUCAAAUUCCUUGAACCAAACAUUGUGUUAAUGGUGCAGAUUAUUUAUGAAAACGCUAAGCUAAAGGAUACCGUCA
Molecule: messenger RNA, 1682 nt
Organism: Cuscuta campestris
Lineage: Eukaryota; Viridiplantae; Streptophyta; Magnoliopsida; Solanales; Convolvulaceae
Source: the annotation of a GenBank genome assembly